This is a messenger RNA of Geodia barretti, 1626 nucleotides long. The record is from the annotation of a GenBank genome assembly. Lineage: Eukaryota; Metazoa; Porifera; Demospongiae; Tetractinellida; Geodiidae.
AUGCACAUUGCAGAUCCUCCAUCCAUCGUGUACACGACAGAGUAUGCACUGCAUCGGGAGACGGAGUUUGGGAAAGGAGGCCACCUGUCAUGCGUAGUUCAGACUUCUCCCGACACAGAGAGCCUCGUGACUUGGUGGGCCGGUGGGGAACUGCUGGAGGAGGAGGGAGGGAAAUAUCGCAUGACAUCGUCGGUAUUGAGCAAUCAGGUGACAGUGUUUCGCCUGGAGAUGGAGGCAGUGGAGCAGUCAGAUAUCGGGCCGUACCUCUGCCAGCUCAGCUCCCAGUAUAACAUUGAGGAGACUCAAGAGGCAUGGAUAAAAGUCGACUACCGGAAUGAAGCCAGUGUGGAUGUUGAUGGAGGUACAGUCACUGGUGGUGGGAGAGGCGGUGGCUCUAAAUCUCUGGACCAGACGUCAGCUAGUUCUCUCCGCAGUGUGGCAGUCCUCAUGUGUCUGGUGAUGGUGGCAGGACUCGGGACUUGGGGGGUUCUGGUUAAGAGGAGGGGAGACCCUCUGAAGCUGUCGUGCCGCGGAGUCAACGGCUGUCACCUCCAUCCCGCUAGAUGGGCGAACAUUACCGGAGGCCGGAGCCAAGAGAUCAAAUCUGGUAUCAGUGAGACUGGAGUGUUGACCAUCUCAUCAGCUACUUCAGAUGUCGGUGGUCAGAAAUACAGGUGCACCUGCGGUGCCGAGUCCAUGUGCUACGAUAUUCACGUUCCUCCACUGGUGACCAUUGAACAGAGUUCAGCGGAUGUAGUUGUAGGAGGAGAGGUGGAAGUGGCUUGCUACGCAGUCGAUGGCUACCCGACACCCACUGAAAUUCUCCUGGUGCAUCCGAGGUGGACCAAGACGGUACAGAACGGCCAGUUGUACAGUCUCAAAAACCUUGGUCUGGAUGAUUCUGGAAGGUUGGAGUGCAUUCUGCCCAAUGUUUCUGGCCAGCCCAGUGCCGUUGGACAACUGAACGUCUUCAACAAACCACAACUCGUGAAUACCACUGAUGCUGUUGUGAGUUUCGAUCGACAGACUGAAGGCAGACUAGCUACACUGUCGUGCAGCGUGCUGAAGAACCAGUGCAGAACCGUUGUCAUGUUCUCCAAGGAAGGCUCCCCGGUUAAGUUGGACAACAGCAGAUACACCCAAUACGAUAGGGUGUCUCACGAUAGCCUUGUCAGCUUCCUGAUUAUCGGAGGAGUGGGCCCUGAAGACAUUGGCCAUUACGAAUGCCUCUUGUAUGCCAACUAUUCCACACUCAUUCCAGUGGCCACCCAGGGUCUGGAGGUGCUCUCUCUAUCACCUCCCCCUCAACCAACAACUCCUUCUACAGGAGGGUCAACCCCAUUGGAGUGUACUAAUGGAGACAACCAAGUUGUUGUGGGACUGGCUGUGGCACUGGCACUGGUGGUGGUACUCAGCCUCAUCAUCAUUGCCGUACUAGCCCUCUGCCUCUUCCACAACAAACGAUCGACCACCACCCAUGCCAGCAAAGCAAGUAGCACCACUACGCUGUAAAGAAAGACCAUUUUAAAAUCUCAAUUUUCCCUCACCCGACAUUGUUUUCAAGCACACUGUCCAUAUUAUUAUAUCAGCCGGUAUCAAGCUAAUAUCACUUCAUGUAUUAUUAUA